Molecule: messenger RNA, 2380 nt
Organism: Venturia canescens
Lineage: Eukaryota; Metazoa; Arthropoda; Insecta; Hymenoptera; Ichneumonidae
Exons: 4
Coding region: 1-2256 (751 amino acids)
Source: RefSeq, a predicted model, not a curated record
AUGGAGUACCUCGUGGACGUGCAGGGCUUCCAGUACCACAACUUCAUAGUCAAAGAAUUGGCCGUCGCUCCACUCAACUCGCCCGACUACCCGCUGGUCUUCCUGUUCCAACCACCGACGCCGUGGAGCGAGAUUCCCGCCAGGUACAAGGGUGUAAAUCUCUGGCUCGAACGCAACUAUCAUCGUCUGCGCUGGAGCGCCGGUGACGUACCCUACGACGAGGUCGAGAACGUGCUUCGCUCGGUUCUACGCGACGCGAGCACCGUCUACGUGAAGGGUGAGCAGAAACAACGGUGGCUCGAACAAUUCGGGUUCAACGCGCGUGACGUGGUGGACUGCCCGUCGCUCAGGACCUCGUGCAAACUCGCUGCAGCAUGCCCCCACCACGAUUCACCCCAUUGCGCACUGCGAAACGUUCUACUGUUGCGGAUCUACCUUCACGAGUCGCGACCCUCUCUGGGGAGGUCAUUGAAGCUGUGUCAUCGGGGCGAACCUCUCUCAACCGCCGACAUCGCCCAGCUGCCCAAGGAAUUCAUCGUGACCUUCGCCGCGUACAGCGUCGAUGCUGCCUGGGAAAAAUUGCCCGAGUCCCUCAAAAUGGAUCCUGAAGUUGCCGAGUGUCGACGAUGCCGAGAGCAUACAAUGGAAAAAUUGUUCGCGCCACUCAAAAGAGAAUAUUUCAAGAUCCAAAAAGGUGAUUCCCAAAUAAAACACCUGACGCGCUACACUCUAGGAAAGAGAGUCGAGGAAAAUUUAUCUAUAACGAUGAAUGAAAUCCGAGAUCAACUGAGACUCUUGAUUAAUGAAGGUGGCUUGGUUUGUACCACAGCUGACGUGUGGACAGGAGGAGCGCGCCGGUUUUUGGGAGUCACAGUCAGCUGGAUUGAACCUAAAACAUUGACAAGAAAGUCGGCAGCUAUUGCCUGCAGAAGAUUCCCCGGCACUCAUUCUUUCGACGCUAUAGCAAAUCUCCUCUCCAGUAUCUACACAUCGUUUGGAUUGACCUCAGAAUCCAUAAGAGCAACGGUUACAGAUAAUGCCAGUAAUUUCGAAAAGGCCUUCAGAAAACUGGGCAUCGAAGAGUUGGAUAAAGUUCUACCGGAAGAUGAAGUUCAAGGUGAAGUUCAAAGUAUCGAUACUGACGAUAUCAACGCUAUCGAAGAGUACUCGAAUCCAGAAGACGAAAUUGAUAUCGAAGAGGAAUUCAGCGAGGAGUGCCAAAAAAUACUACCUAGGCAUUGCAAAUGUGCUAGCCAUACCAUGAACUUGAUUGCGUCUACUGAUGUUCCAAAAGCAAUAGCUCGAAAUGAUCCAUUGAAACGAAAGCACAACUGUGUUUUGAAAAAGUGUUCAUUACUCUGGAAGUUGCUACGUUCUCCAAAAAAACGAGAAACUUUGAAAACUGAACUCGGAAUUGCAAUUCAACGGCCAGUCGUAACUCGCUGGAAUUCGAGCUACGACUGCUUCAAGCAAUUACUCGGCAUCAAGGCGAAGCUUAUUGAUAAAAAUAUGGAAGGCCUAACACAACCUUUCACGGCUGGAGAUUUCAACUACUUAGAAGAGUAUGUGCGAUGCUCAACUCCGCUUGCAAACGCUAUCGAUCUUUUGCAAGGAGACACGUGUUAUUAUGGAAUCUUAUUACCAACACUAGUAUCUAUGAGAUAUCAACUUAACGAGCUAUCGAAUAGCGAUGAUGUGACUUUCUGCAAACCGCUGAUCAAAGUCAUGAUUGAUGGUAUUAACAGGCGAUUUGAAAAAUUGUUCGACUUCACAGAGCUCAAUGUUGAUGCGGCAAUUGCUGCUAUCUCCCAUCCGCGAUUCAAAGGUCGUUGGCUAGCUCAAUUUAAUGAAGAUCAACAGAGACUGAUCCAUCGCCGGUUCGUAGAAGCUGUUUCUUUAGAAACGCUUACCGAGGCACGCAUUCCGCUCGAUGAAAAUCAAGAUGACGAGUUUCAAUUCGGGCCCUCUGCAGAAACUAUCGCCGAAUUUGAACCAUCUUUGUCUCAAGGAGAAGUGAAGGCAGAAGUGACCCGGUACUUAAAAAGCAAGGAGACCCAACUUGUUAUGUUAGAAAAGUUCCCGAAUAUUCGGAAAACUUUUCUAAAAUAUAACACCCCAUUGCCGUCUUCUGCUCCGGUGGAGAGACUAUUCAGUUACGCGACGAUGAUGAAUAUGCCGAAAUUCAACAGGAUUAGCGAAGAACAUUUUGAGCAAAGAAUCUUAGCUAAAGCUAAUCAUAAAAAAAAAUAUAUUUAAAUGGAUUCGUUUGUUACGAGAAUAUUCCUGGCUACCUAUGUAUUAAUAUAGUAAUGUGUAGAAAAUAAAUAUGAAGAUUCAAUGGGAAUAAUUUGCAUUAAAUCAAUAAAUUCAAUAGAAUUCA